This is a messenger RNA of Echinostoma caproni, 714 nucleotides long. The record is from the annotation of a GenBank genome assembly. Lineage: Eukaryota; Metazoa; Platyhelminthes; Trematoda; Plagiorchiida; Echinostomatidae.
AUGUCGGCAUCCAUGUUCGGUCACCCACAUGUUAAUCCAACCAAUGACUUCAUUUUUUAUGCCGAAGAGGUUUCAACUGUCGCUGACGGACAUGCCAGCAAAAUACCUCGUGAUCUGCGUUCGCCGGAAAUGCGUCAGUUGGGAAUACAAAGUGAAGGUGCAUGCAAGGAACAACGAUUCUCAAAACUGACCUCUGAUUCGCUGGGGCCCACCGAAUUUAACCCGAAAUGUGGCCAAACUGCAGUGGAUUUGACAAAGUUGGCUGGAGCGUGGACAGUGCCCGAAAAAGCACUGUCCGGGGCUGGCACUUGUGACUACACCCUAACGGGUGCAAUUCCGGAUCAAACUGCACAUGACCCGAACUGUGGCCAAACUGCAGUGGAUUUGACAAAGUUGGCUGGAGCGUGGACAGUGCCCGAAAAAGCACUGUCCGGGGCUGGCACUUGUGACUACACCCUAACGGGUGCAAGUGAGAAGAAAUACAAACUUGAAUUCACCGCAUUCACCGUGGGAACAAGUGAUCAAUGCACGAAUGAUUAUGUGCAAGGCAGUUUUGACGGUCAGUACACCGCUCAAAAAUACAAGAAAUGUGGGACCAAUGUUUCCGAACAACCGCCGGUUUCGUUGUCGAACGUGAUCAACGUGAAAAUGGUGUCUUCGGCAACCAACGCUGGUACGAACACUUUCACAGCCACUGUUAAAGAAGGUGACUGA